CGUUGUUCGCGUUGCGAGUGCGGAUCGUCAGCGGAUUGGAUGUGAAAAGUGAAUCUUGCAGUCGAUAAAAAAUUACAAAAACAAAAAAAAGACACCUUGGAAACUUCUUUCAAAAUUCAAAACCUAAAAUGCUGUUCCUGACCGCUCGAGUCGACCACACGGCUGAGCAGAUCUUUAAAAUCAAGCAACUCAGGCAGCUUGUGGAGAGGUGCGAGGACCUGCAGGUGGGCACGGAGGACACGCUGCUGACCAAGUUCCUGCACUAUACGCACUGGGACACGAUCAAGGCCUACCAGGCCAUCCACGCCUACUAUGACUUCAAGAGGCGCCAUCCCACCUGGGUGGCCCGUCAUCCCAUCGAGCACUACCGCCAGCUCUUCUUCGGCACCCACUGCCGCUACGUAAUGCCCCAGGUGGACCGACAUGGACGUGUGUUGGUGGUCUUCAAGACGGUGGACGGGUUCCAGGACUACCCGGACUAUCUGCAGAGCCUCGUCGAAAUGGACGACCUGAUCUUCGAGUCACUCCUGUUGCUGCCACGAGUCCAGGAGAACGGCAUCACGGUCAUCUGCGAUCUCCAAGGGACAACGCGUAAUUUUUUGCGGCAAUUUUCGCCAGCCUUUAUGAAGGUGGUGAAUGAGAAGAACGGAGUCCUGCCUUUCAGUCAGCGAGUCGUACACAUAAUCCAACGGGGCUUCCUUAUGCACGUGACUUCCACACUUUUUAUGCCUUUUAUGAACAAGGAAUUCAAAGAAAGAAUCUUUACCCACGAUGGCCGGCAUCUCAGCAAACUGCGGGAAAUGGUUGGCUACGAAAGUCUGCCGGCGGAUUAUGGUGGUCCCGCCGCGAAUGUCCUGGACACGAAUUUGAUUUUCAAUCACUUGAGUCAAAACGCGGAGUAUCUGGAAAAGCUGCAGACUUAUGGGAAGCUAUAGGGAAACAGUAUGAAAUAUUGUUAGCUGCUUAACCAAAUAUAUAA
Drosophila elegans is the source of this 979-nucleotide messenger RNA. RefSeq lists its product as uncharacterized. Lineage: Eukaryota; Metazoa; Arthropoda; Insecta; Diptera; Drosophilidae. The transcript has 4 exons. Gene Ontology annotation, molecular function: phosphatidylinositol bisphosphate binding. Bases 129 to 935 code for a protein of 268 amino acids. The record is from RefSeq and is a predicted model, not a curated record. Gene Ontology annotation, cellular component: membrane.